UGAUGCAGUCCGCAGAGUCCUACGGGAGCUGGAGAGUCCAACAUCUGUACCACGAGAGGCGUGAACUCCUGCCAGCAGUGUCUGGCCGUAAGUCCCGUGUGUGCCUGGUGCUCAGAUGAGUCUCUGCCUCAGAACUCGCCCCGCUGUAACCUGAAAAAGAACCUGCUGAAGGAUAAGUGCUCCCCAGAGUCUAUUGAGUUCCCAGUCAGCGAGGCCCAGAUCCUGGAAGCUCUUCCGCUCAGCAGCAAGGGCUCAGGAGACAGCGCCCAGAUCACUCAGGUCAGCCCCCAGAGGAUCGCCCUUCGGCUGCGGCCAGAUGAUUCGAAGAUCUUUUCACUCCAAGUGCGGCAGGUGGAGGAUUACCCUGUAGACAUCUACUACUUGAUGGAUCUGUCUUUCUCCAUGAAGGAUGAUCUGUCCAGCAUCCAGACCCUGGGUACCAAGUUGGCCUCUCAGAUGCGCAAGCUUACCAGCAACCUUCGGAUUGGCUUUGGGGCCUUUGUGGACAAGCCCGUGUCUCCAUACAUGUUCAUCUCCCCACCACAGGCGAUCAAAAACCCCUGUUACACUAUGAAGAGUACCUGCUUGCCCAUGUUUGGCUACAAACAUGUGCUAACACUAACCGACCAGGUGACCCGCUUCAAUGACGAAGUGAAGAAGCAGAGUGUGUCACGUAACCGAGAUGCCCCAGAGGGCGGCUUUGACGCCAUCAUGCAGGCUACAGUCUGUGAUGAAAAAAUUGGCUGGAGGAAUGAUGCAUCCCAUUUGCUGGUGUUUACCACUGAUGCCAAGACCCAUAUUGCCCUGGACGGAAGGCUGGCAGGCAUUGUCUUGCCCAAUGAUGGGCGCUGCCACAUUGGCCCGGACAACCACUACUCUGCUUCCACUACUAUGGAUUACCCAUCUCUGGGGCUGAUGACUGAGAAACUAUCCCAGAAGAACAUUAACUUGAUCUUUGCAGUGACCGAAAAUGUCGUCAGCCUUUACCAGAAUUACAGUGAGCUCAUCCCGGGGACCACAGUGGGAGUCCUGUCUGAUGACUCAAGCAAUGUCCUUCAGCUCAUCGUUGAUGCUUACGGGAAAAUCCGUUCUAAAGUGGAGCUGGAAGUGCGUGAUCUCCCCGAAGAGCUGUCGCUGUCCUUCAAUGCCACCUGCCUCAACAACGAGGUCAUCCCAGGCCUCAAGUCUUGUGUGGGCCUCAAGAUUGGAGACACGGUGAGCUUCAGCAUCGAGGCCAAGGUGCGUGGCUGCCCCCAGCAGAAGGAGCAAUCUUUCACUAUUAAGCCUGUGGGCUUUAAGGACAGCCUUACAGUCCAGGUGACCUUCGACUGUGACUGUGACUGCCAGGCCUUUGCCCAGCCUCUCAGCCCACGCUGCAACAAUGGUAACGGAACCUUUGAGUGUGGGGUGUGCCGCUGUGAUCAGGGCUGGCUGGGCUCCAUGUGUGAGUGCUCCGAGGAGGACUAUCGACCCUCUCAGCAGGAAGAGUGCAGCCCCAAGGAAGGCCAGCCCAUCUGCAGCCAGCGGGGCGAGUGCCUCUGUGGCCAGUGCGUCUGCCACAGCAGUGACUUUGGCAAGAUCACCGGCAAGUACUGUGAGUGUGAUGACUUCUCCUGUGUCCGCUACAAAGGGGAGAUGUGCUCUGGCCAUGGCCAGUGCAACUGUGGGGACUGCGUGUGUGACUCGGACUGGACUGGCUACUACUGCAACUGCACAACACGCACCGACACCUGCAUGUCCACCAACGGGCUGCUGUGCAGCGGCCGGGGCAACUGUGAGUGUGGCAGCUGUGUGUGCGUCCAGCCAGGCUCCUAUGGAGACACCUGUGAGAAGUGUCCCACCUGCCCAGAUGCCUGCUCAUUUAAGAAGGACUGUGUGGAGUGUAAGAAGUUCAACCGGGGAAAGCUACAUGAAGAAAACAACUGCAACCGUUUCUGCCGAGAUGACAUCGAGCUGGUGAAAGAACUGACGGAUACUGGCAAAAACGCGGUGAACUGUACCUACAAGAAUGAGGACGACUGUGUCGUCAGAUUCCAGUACUAUGAAGACUCCAGUGGAAGGGCUGUCCUGUAUGUGGUAGAAGAGCCUGAGUGUCCUAAGGGUCCUGAUAUCCUGGUGGUCCUGCUGUCAGUGAUGGGGGCGAUUCUGCUCAUUGGCCUUGCUACUCUGCUCAUCUGGAAGCUACUCAUCACCAUUCAUGACCGGAAGGAAUUUGCUAAAUUUGAGGAAGAACGAGCCAGAGCCAAAUGGGACACAGCAAACAACCCAUUGUAUAAAGAGGCCACCUCCACCUUCACCAAUAUCACCUACCGGGGGACUUAAUGAGAAGAGGUCAUUCUUAGACCAUCGUCAGAUGAUGCCAGAGCUGUGGGAGUCUCUGCCAUUGUGUUUACAGAGGACUUUUUUUAAAUGUGUGUUUGGGAUUUGGGGUGUGGGUUGGGACGGGCUGGAAGAAUGUCAGUCAGUGGGGAUGUAUCUCUGUGUGUACAUGUGUAUGUGUUGAGUGUGGGGAACUGUGUAAUUUAAAACUUGCAAUGUGUCUCAGGCAGAGCCCCACAGCCUUUGUCCUCAGGAUCCCUCCCCACAGGAUUCUUCCUGCUUAGCUUGAGGGGACUCAAGAUGCCAGGCAGGUGCUUGUCACCUCUGAGAAGCCAGCUUCCCUUGUCAGCCCAUUCUCCACCCCCAGAAAAGAAGGGCAGGGCUGAGGUCCCCCAACCCCCACCAUUCCAGAGGAAGUGAUGCCAAGUCUUGGUUCUUUAUGGACUUUGUAAGUUUCUGGUUCUUGGAUCUGACUGUCAACAGCUAUGGUAGAAAGUGCUUGGCGUUGAAGCUCAGUUGUAUCAUCUGUGCCUCUACCCGGUUCCCCUUUCUUCAGGCUGACAGUGGAGUUAGGGGAGAACCCCGAGUCCUCAAGAGUUGCCCGUGUCUUUUGCCAACACCUCAGUCCUGCUAUGGUUCUCUCAUAAGGAAAGUCCUUGUCACCUGGCUCUUUGGCCCAUUGAGCGUGAGGAUGGCAAGGCCACUCAGGGGUCAUGCAUGGCCUGGGGCGUGUGCCAGCAUCUCCAAGUUCAUAAUCACAGCCAUUCAGAAUUGCCUCAUUGGUAGCUCUUCCCUGGAGAUUUGUGUACAAGUGUCAUUGUUGCUUCACCACCAUCUCUUACCUCCUGCUUCUACACUCUCAUGGCCACGGGCUUUUGCUAUGAGCUGAGGAUCUCUCUCAUGGUCAGAUGCUUUCCCUCAGGGGAGAGUGCUGUGGUAAGAGCUGGAGGUCCAUCCCACUCUCCAGGCCUUCUGCUCAUCCUUCCAGGCACCUCCACACACCUCAUCCUAUGCCUCUGUGUGCUUCCUGCACCCAUCCACGGGGGUGAUUGUGUUUAUCUACCUCUUCGGUGUCUUGUGAAGGAGUCAUUCCCACGAGUCUGUUGAGCAGAGUGUCAGGGAGGAGUUGAAAGGCCAGUCAGAGCUGUGUGUGUGGCCUGUUCUCCUAUGGGCUGGACAACCUCAUUUUAUCUCAGCCUUUAAUCUGGGAGGCCGAAAGUACAAUUUUAUUUUGUUCCCUAUAGGGUCACCCAACACUAUGAUGAGGUCCAUCACUCUAAAGGAGCAUGUAUAUAAACACGCUCACAGUUAUAUUUGUAAUUUUGUAUGAUAACAAAGAGGAGCAUUAAAAAAAAAAAGAAAACCCCACACAGACUGCGUGGGGGUACAGGCAGGUCCACGUGCCAUUAUUCUUAGUAACUUGCCAGCCAGUUGCUGGGUCUGUAAGGGGCUUCUUCUUCCUGGCGGCUUGUGAGGGUGGGUAUGUGGGCGCAUUGGACCUUCCUUGAGGACGACAGACCGGAUGUUCUGUUGUCCCAGCAAGAGUGAUUUGCUUUGUCAACAUUGACUCAGAUCUAACAUUAAAAACCAGUGCUCACCACCCAAAGAAAAGAGGCCUGUAAACAGCAUCUUGAUCAGAAACCUGAGUUCUGGCCUCGGGUCGCUGUGGAAACUUGGGGUUGCUGUGGAAACAUUGUAACGUUAAGCGGCUUCAUUUUCUCUGGAGUUCGUUUUUCUUUUGGACCGAGGUAACUUGGAAGGUCUUAUUUCAAGUGUCAAUGUUCUUUUGAAAAGAUGGGGUCUCACGGAGCCCAGGAUGGCCUUGACUUGCAGUGUAGCCAAGGAUGACUUGAACUUCUGAUCCUCUUUGCCCCCUCCUCUCUGGUGCUACAAUUACAGGCAUGCGCUAUCAUGCCUGUUUUAUGCAGUGCUGGGAAUAGAACCCAGGACGUUACACAUGCUAGGUAAGAACAUUACCAACUGACCUGCAUUCCCAGCUUUAGUAUCAACACCCUAAGAUGCUGAGAUUAGAUAUGGCACCAAAUUUGUGGCCACGAUUUUGUGUAUAAGGGGACUGGAAUAUUGCUCAGUAGUGGAACAAGCGUUUAUAGGAUGUCUUGGGUUUGAUUCCCAGCACUGAAAACGUGUGUGCGUGUGUGUAUAUGUGUGCGUUCAUGUGUGAACAUGUAUGCAUGUGUGUCCAAGUGUGCACAUGUAUGCAUGCAUGUGUGCACAUAUGUGUACGUGUGUGUGUACGUGUGUACGUGUGUGUGUGUGUGUGUGUGUGUGUGUGUGUGUGUGUGUGUGUUGGUGGGGGGGUGCCCUUGCCAGUGUUUGUCUUUCAGUUUGGAGAGUGAAUGCCUUGACUUUCCCGAGAGUGGAUGGUAUUCUUAUAACUUGUCUCAGCGAGUCGCCUUCCUUCUCGGACUCCCUUCAUCUUUUGUUAGUGGGUACAUCCGAUGAAGCACUUAGUUUUUGUCCAAUUCGUUCUUUCUUGCUCACUCUGCAUACAUUUGCUUCUGCAUACUCAGGAGGGUCGUCAGUAAGGAGCAGCUGAUCCCGAUGUUGGUGUGGAGAGCGGCCUUCAGGACAGGGAUAAGCCAGUGACUGUCCUGUCUUGCCCUUGGGUUACUCUUGGCUGAGGUGAUGGGAAUACAAUAGAGGGGUGGGGGAAGAUGGUCCCAGAUCCAACCUUUAGCUACUGAGGCAGCGUCUGUGAGAGUGGAUUUUCCUUUAGGAGGACAGUUUAGAUGAGGAAACGAGCAGGGGAGGAAGAAAAUAUAUUAAAAGGUGAAGAGGUGAGAAGGAAUCUUGUCUGUUGCUGGAUGAGGCGUGUGGUGCUUGGGCGGCAGUGUUGGUCAGCACACGUCUGUAGCUGUUCUCGGGUGUCCUGAGGGGGGACCUCUAGAACUGCUCUGGCAUUGAGUACGCAGCACAGAGGGAUUGCACCCAUUCUCUUACAGGCAGUUUCAGUCCGGUCUCAGUGUCCGAGGACGGUAGGAACAAACAGCACAUGCCUGGCAGGUUGUUGCCUCGAGCUAGUUCUUUACCUCAGAGAUAUUCUGAAGCGGCCCACAGCAUUGGGAUAUUUCUCUUUGUUCAUUUCUGGUUGAAAUGACUUAAGUGCCUUCCUGACACCCUCACCACCUCCUUUGACUUGUGUAAUGGAAUUAAAUGUGCUUUCCAAAAGAA
This is a messenger RNA of Rattus norvegicus (Norway rat), 5511 nucleotides long. NCBI's taxonomy places the organism in Eukaryota, Metazoa, Chordata, Mammalia, Rodentia, Muridae. The record is from RefSeq and is a predicted model, not a curated record.